AUGGCCUCGCGGGGAACACGCAUCAAUUCCGUCCUGGACCAACCUUACACGGGCGUUAGGAACGACUCUCUCAGUACCUGGUAUCGGCACAUCCCGCUUGAUGGCAUCUGGAUCGACCUAAGCGAUGCUGCGUCUUACGUUGUGAGACCACAUUCAGACCUCUUCUAUCUAAAUCCCGCCCACCUUCCGUUCAGCCUGCCCGGAGAACCUGGCACGAUCGACUACCGGUACCUAGAAGGGUUCAAUGUCACCAACGCCACGGAAGCAGCUUCCGCUAGCUCAGACCUCUCCAAACGCCGCCAUGGCUUCUACCUCCUUCGCGACAUCAACUUAGGGCCGCACGGAGCCGACGCCAGGCGUUCGGUAUCUCAAAUUCCCACCUACGAGAUGCACAACCUGUUCGGUCACCGGAUACUCAAUGCAACUUACAACAAUCCCUUGUCGAUAUUCCCGAACAGACGCCCUUUCCUGCUCAGACAUUUGACCUUUGCAGGCAACGGUGCCAUCGGGAGCUACUGA
This is a messenger RNA of Coniosporium apollinis CBS 100218, 519 nucleotides long. RefSeq lists its product as uncharacterized. The record is from RefSeq and is a predicted model, not a curated record. Gene Ontology annotation, molecular function: hydrolase activity, hydrolyzing O-glycosyl compounds. The coding region runs from base 1 to 519 and encodes 172 amino acids. Gene Ontology annotation, biological process: carbohydrate metabolic process. Lineage: Eukaryota; Fungi; Ascomycota; Dothideomycetes. The transcript is spliced from 2 exons.